GGUCAGAUGGUUUCUGGGUUGGGCACGUGAUCCCGGGAUAAAAGUAUAAAGAAAGAUGCGCGCGAAGGGCUGCCUAACCCAGAAGUUUCUCAGACGCUGGAGAGACGGGAACAUAGAAGGGGGGAGAAUAAGAAAGGAUAACCCAGAAGCCGGAGGAGUGGAAACAGAGCCAUGGCAGAAAGACCAACUCAAGAUCUGUCUGAAGCCCUAAAGGAGGCCACCAAAGAGGUGCAUGAACAGGCAGAGAACACACAGUUUAUGAAGAGUUUCCAGAGAGGGCAGGUGCUGCUUCGGGAAUUUAAGCUAUAUUUAGCUUCCCUGUACUACAUCUAUUCGGCUCUGGAGGAGGAAAGUGAGAGGAAUAAGGACAAUCCAGUCUACGCCCCUGUUUAUUUCCCAGCUGAGUUGAAUCGCAGUGCCGCUUUGGAGAAAGACUUGGAGUAUUUCUAUGGCCCCACAUGGAGACGAGAGAUCCAGUGCCACGAGGCGACUCAGAAGUAUGUAGACAGGCUCCAUCACGUUGGCCAGUAUGAACCUGAGCUCCUGGUGGCUCAUGCUUACACCCGCUACCUGGGAGAUCUCUCUGGGGGCCAGAUUCUGAGGAAGAUUGCACAGAAGUCUCUUAAUCUGCCCAAAACUGGAGAAGGCCUGGCUUUUUUCGACUUCCCUGGAGUCACCAACAUCAGCAAGUUCAAGCAACUCUAUCGCGCUCGGAUGAACACGCUCCCUAUGGAUGCAGCUACCGAGAAGAGAAUCGUUGAAGAGGCCGAGAAAUCUUUCCUGCUGGAUAUUGAAGUGUUUGAGGAACUGCAGAGGCUGAUAAGCCAAGGAAAACCAUCAGCAAAUGGCAGUGCUGUACUACCAAAGCUGGAGCUUCACACAAGAGGAAUCAACAGACCACACAGUCCAGCUGCCACAGUGGAAAAUGUGCGGACACAGAUGUGGCAUAAGGAUAUGCUGCCCAGCACACCAUUCCUGCGCUGGGUUCUUGCUCUUUUCUUCUUAGGAACAGCAGUGGCUGUGGGCUUGUAUGCUAUGUGAACAGGAAGGACUUGAAAUGGUUUUUCACCAGCAUCUGCCUUUUCCAAAACUAACAGAUCUUUCCCUUGCAAAGGAAAGGCCUGCUGAGAUUCCUCAGCCUAGGGUGGUCUGAGCAAGACUGUUACUAACAAUAUAGACUAUUUCAUAACUGAUUUUCAAAGAAUGCAAACUCUUAUGUUGGAAACAUUUCUCUUAAUCAUCCUGAAAUGCCAUGAUCUGGCAUGCCUUAAAACAAGAAGAUGCAAAGACAAAAAGACUGAUGACUUACAAGUUGCCAGCUGAGAGAGAGAGAGAGCUGGUUCUUUGUCCAGUGUUUUCUUUUGGACCAAUAUCUAAUGCUGAGGGGCUUGUUUCUCUUGGUACUGAGAUACAGGACAGCGUUUCAACUAGUUUAAAACUGUAUGUUUCUAUUUUUGAAGCACGUUUCGAGUUUUGAUUCAGCAAUCAGCUGGGGGUGGGGUGGGGGAUAAAGACAGCAUCCUGAUAAUGCUGCUAAGAUCUUGCAUUUGUUAUUUGUCUCUAUAAUUUAUAUGCACCACUAUUAAAGCUGUGUAUUACAAAAAUACAACCAUUAAACAUUCAUGGGAGUUGACCAAAUGGAGUUUGU
Messenger RNA from Gekko japonicus, 1648 nucleotides. RefSeq names its product heme oxygenase 1 (gene HMOX1). The transcript is spliced from 5 exons. NCBI's taxonomy places the organism in Eukaryota, Metazoa, Chordata, Lepidosauria, Squamata, Gekkonidae. Gene Ontology annotation, molecular function: heme oxygenase (decyclizing) activity; heme binding. Gene Ontology annotation, biological process: heme oxidation; response to oxidative stress; heme catabolic process. The record is from RefSeq and is a predicted model, not a curated record. Bases 172 to 1041 code for a protein of 289 amino acids.